UUUUAUAAAUACUAGCCGUUGGCCGAUGCCCCGCUCGUCCCUUUCAAAUUCCCCCAAUCUCUCUCUCUCUCUCUCUCUCUCUCUCUCUCUCUCUUUAAAAAAAAUGCAAUCGAUCCAAUCACCGAUUGCAGCCGUCGAUCUGAAACCCCACCGAAAGGCCCCAUUCCGGAAGCCCCUCCAACCGAAGAACUUCAAUUCCAGCAAUACCCCCUCAAGCCAUGAAAAACCGAAACCGAUCAAGAUCUCCUUGCCGCUGCCAUCGGUCAGAGAUGGCCACGAGGACAAGGAGAACCGCCCAAUCGGAGGACCGUUCGAUGUGUCUCUGGCGGAGGAGCUGGUGGCGAUACGACGGAAGAUGGAGAGGCUAAGGGAGGAGAGGGAGAAGACAGAGAGGGUUUUGAGGGAAAAAGAUCUGAUGUUGGAAGAGGCGAUGGGAGAGAUGGAGAAUAGAUGGAGAGAGCAGCGAAUGGUCGAGAUGGAGAUGGAGAGGAUUAGGAGAUUGAAGGAUCUAAAGGAUUCUUGCACGAGAAUACCUCCUUUUAUAUCUCUCAGAAUCAAAGAAAGAGAAAAGAAGAUUCAGGAAGCCCAGUUGCCACAGGUGGAGAAAGAAAAUGAAGAAAAAGAAAAGUUGGGAGAGAAAAGGGCAGAAAGAGAAAAGGGGAGUCUAACAACGUAGAAAAUCCCCUACACAAGAAAGAAAUGCAUCCACAACAGUCUUCGCCAAUAGCUGCUAUCCUUGUAUUAUUUGUAUCUUCCUCUCUUUUAAUAGAAUUUAUCAUUACCAAUAGAAAAUCUCUCUCUCUCUCUCUCU
Molecule: messenger RNA, 811 nt
Organism: Magnolia sinica
Lineage: Eukaryota; Viridiplantae; Streptophyta; Magnoliopsida; Magnoliales; Magnoliaceae
Exons: 3
Coding region: 26-676 (216 amino acids)
Source: RefSeq, a predicted model, not a curated record